UAUAUGAUACUUUUACCUUUGUUUAGUAUCAUUAGUAUAUAUCACUUUCUGUAUUCCAUAUGUUUUGUUGUGAGAGACCAUUCUAGGCCGUUAGUAUGUGAUACUUUAUUAGACACUGGUUUAGGAUUACGUCGUCAUUCAUUAAGAAGCCAAGAUGAGCAGCUUUUACCAUGUUCAGUUACUGGUGACGAUUCGCGUAAAUCAGGAUCUGGUAUCUUACCUGGCAACAAUCUGAUAUUCGGUGGUGUCGAAGCGCACAUACAGUUAAGUCUACCAACUAAGAUAUUCUGCAGCUGUUUGAGCACAGCUGGUGGUGUUGUAUUACAACCAACAGGGGAUAUAAAUGAUACUUCUGAAUUUCCUGCAUGCCAGGGGCUAUAUCGCGGAUUGAGUUCACUUGUAAGCUCGCUGUUGAAUACUGGUACUGGGGACCAAAAUGCCUCUAAGGGUAUGCUAUCAUUUCGUGAUUACAUAUCUGUUUACUCGAAUUUGAGCAACAAUGUGUUUCCAGUGGCACCAUCGCAGUUAGAACGUUUUGGAUCGCAAAGUUUGUACAACAGUGUUGGGACUAAUUCACUGACUUGUGAAGUAUGCCGGGGUGAGGUUGGCGCCUUGCCUCAGUUAUCUCCAAUUGCUAUAUUGUAUGGUCUUGCGGGAUGUCAUGUUUUUUCAUGUACUCCGAAUCGAUUAGUUUCAUUUGACCGCAAGGUCUAUUCGUACCCCGAUUUACCUAAGCGUUAUCAGUUAACUCAGGUACAUGACCCUAUAGGAUUAAAUGGGCGCAUAGUGCUUGGCAGCGGUCGUAAAAUUCCAAUUUCUCGUGUGAAUCUUGAGGAAGACACUGCUCGCAGGGUAUCACUUGACGCUCUGGACUACAACCGCAGUGGUAUUGGUUUACUUGAGGUGGUGACAUCUCCUGUUGAAUGCACUGUUGACGAGCUUGUUGAGUGUUGUUCAGUUAUAUAUCGUCUGUCAGUUACCAGUGGCUUAUCCAAGGGUUUGAUGCAUGAGGGCAAUCUGAGAUUCGACGUUAACAUAUCGAAUCCAUCUUUGGGCACCAAACGUGUCGAGCUGAAGAAUUUGAACUCAUUUCGUCGCAUACGUCGUGCUGUUUUGCAGUGCAUUUCUUCUGAAUCCUGGGCCGUUGGUCAACAUGUUCCCCAAGAUGACUACUUGGGUACAUCACCUUCGCCUGGAUUACCAAAACCCGAUAACACGCCAUGGAACAAUUUUUUCAAGGAUGUACUGGGCACUUCUGAGACUCAUGAUAUUGCUGACCCUGUAGGUGUUACUUUAAAGUGGCGUGGCGACUUAAAAUCUGUAGGAUACCAGCGCGUAAAAUCGCGCAGUACAUCUUACCUUAACAUUCGUGAUGUCAACAUACCUACAGUUGGUUUGGAACCAACGCUAUUCGAUGGUGUGACAUCCAUUGUCCCAUCUAACGAUGAUACGACCCUGGAUACCUUGGUAUCAAGUUAUCCAAGUGUAUCUCGAGUAUUGAUGGCCACCAUACACAACAGUGGUCAUUCAGAUCUCUUCUUAGCCAUGUGUCGAAUAUUGAAGGACCCAGUCUUGGUUGCCAACUGGUUGGUCAACUAUAUUAUACCCGGCCUAGAUGCGGACAGUUCUGAUGCUGAGCAGUUAUGCGACGUGAUCCGUGCGGUCAAUGACAACAGAUUGAACAUGAUCACUGCACGUCGCAUUUUAGCUGAUUUCUUAAUGAGUGGUCUGGAGUUAAAUGAGUUUCUGAAGGAGCAUGAUUUGGUCCUACUGGAUGAUGAGACUACUAGGUCACUGGUUGAUGAUUAUUUGUUGAAGCAUGUUGGGUCAUUACCCAAUUCAUCGUCAAUAACUCAGGUUGUGCGUGAUAUUGUAGCUCACUAUGGCUACCGGUUAAGUUACCGCACCGUUAAGGACCAUUUGCUGGGAUGCAUACCUUCUUAGAU
This is a messenger RNA of Babesia bovis T2Bo, 1946 nucleotides long. RefSeq names its product GatB/GatE catalytic domain family protein. NCBI's taxonomy places the organism in Eukaryota, Apicomplexa, Aconoidasida, Piroplasmida, Babesiidae. The coding region runs from base 4 to 1944 and encodes 646 amino acids. The transcript has a single exon. The record is from RefSeq and is a predicted model, not a curated record. Gene Ontology annotation, biological process: mitochondrial translation; glutaminyl-tRNAGln biosynthesis via transamidation. Gene Ontology annotation, molecular function: glutaminyl-tRNA synthase (glutamine-hydrolyzing) activity.